Molecule: messenger RNA, 1178 nt
Organism: Phytophthora infestans T30-4
Lineage: Eukaryota; Oomycota; Peronosporomycetes; Peronosporales; Peronosporaceae
Exons: 1
Coding region: 145-1086 (313 amino acids)
Biological process (GO): polyketide metabolic process
Source: RefSeq, a predicted model, not a curated record
CGGAGGAAGAAGCCUUUCUUAACUUUUACGCAGACAAUGCGCGCCUCAUCGCCGCUGCACUCGCUCGACGCUACUGCUUCUUCCUCAGCUCCCGCCAAUGGGUCAGCCAACUGCCCCGCAACUUCCGCGUUCCUGUCUCCGACCAUGCGCCGCACUUCGAGCAGCGAGUGGCGCGAGUGGGAGGCAUCACUCAGCAGCUUCAGCGCCGUCUCAAGUGGUCUCCUGGGUGUGGACGCUGCUAUGGAUGUGGACCUGGAUCAGUUCCUAUUGGACGACUUUCUUGAACCCUUCUCCGGUCCCAAUGCCACGCUGGACUCGCCCAUCUUCGCGUCCGAGGACCAGGACCUAAACAUGCUACAAGCCGCGGAGUUCGACACAAGCUUCGGUGGCAGCUGCGAUGGCGCAGAGCUACAGAGCCUCGUGGAGUGCAAACCGGAGCCGCAUCCACUACCCACGACGACGGACUCCACGACCUACCGCCACCACAAACGGAAGGCGGCAGAGCUUCACAGACUUGGAGGGGAGACGGACAGAAUGAAGAAGGCUAAGGGAUUAGAACAACACAAUGCCGUCACUAAGAGCGAUGUACCAGCAGAGAAUUUGUAUAGACGGAGAUAUGAUAUUUUACACGGGAUUCUGGAGGCUUGGAACACCGGAGUCAUCGAGGACUUGGAGGAGAUUGCGGACAAUGUGUACGACAACGACGUGACGCUUUACAGCCCCAACUACUUGGAAGGGUUGCAUGGCGUGGACGCUGUGAUGUCGCACUGGAACUUACUGCUUGACGCCUUCCCUGAUGGAAUCAUGGAAGAGUACAUUAUUCAACGUGAGGAAGGCAACAGUGAGCAGAUGAAGGCCACAUGGACCUUCAGUGGCACACAAAUCUACCCGUUCUUUGGCGUCCAGCCACUGCACAAAAAGGUUUGCAUAAGUGGCAAGUCUUGCUUCACCUUCAAGGGCGACAGAAUCAGGCAAAUGGUGUUGUCGUGGAACAGUCGAGAUACGCUGCUUAAACUCAUGGGUGUGCAGCCAGACAAGUGUACAAACUCUGGGUCAAUGCUGCACACAGCUAACGUACGAUCAUGAUUAUACACUCGCUCCUAACCUCGAUAGAAAAAAGCGGAGUAGUCAGAAACCAAUCAACAUAUUAUCCAUCGCCUUUGUGGUGGGCAUUGCAA